AUGGUACCUCGUUCGCCUUCCCUUGUCUUAUUCUUCAACAUCCUCAGUUUCUGCGCUGCAAGCGGAAUGUUCCACCAUUUCGGCUACGGCGACCACUUCGAUCACGAAGAUAUGGGUCACGAUCUUGGUUUUUCUCAUGGCUUCGACCAUCAUGGCGGCCCUUAUGGAUAUCACCAUCACGCUGAGCACAACGGGGACCACUAUGGAGACCAUUUCAGUCAUCAUGAUGAUCACCAUGGAGACCACUACGGACACUACCAUGGAGAGCUCCUCCAUGGAGACCACUUCCUCGGACACCAUGGACUUCACCAUUUCGGAGACCACCACCUGCACGAUCAUGACGGGCAUCAUCAUGAAUUUAGCGAUCACGACCAUUUCGGUCAUCAUGGACUCGAUCAUCACCAUCAUCACUCUGAUGGGCACCAUCCAUUCCAUUUUUAUCACUGA
Molecule: messenger RNA, 447 nt
Organism: Ostertagia ostertagi
Lineage: Eukaryota; Metazoa; Nematoda; Chromadorea; Rhabditida; Trichostrongylidae
Source: the annotation of a GenBank genome assembly